Messenger RNA from Exophiala xenobiotica, 2808 nucleotides. RefSeq lists its product as uncharacterized. Gene Ontology annotation, molecular function: ubiquitin protein ligase activity; nucleic acid binding; zinc ion binding. The transcript is spliced from 3 exons. Lineage: Eukaryota; Fungi; Ascomycota; Eurotiomycetes; Chaetothyriales; Herpotrichiellaceae. Gene Ontology annotation, biological process: protein ubiquitination; ubiquitin-dependent protein catabolic process; mRNA processing. The record is from RefSeq and is a predicted model, not a curated record. Gene Ontology annotation, cellular component: nucleus. The coding region runs from base 588 to 2552 and encodes 654 amino acids.
CUGGGAGCCUCACUCGUCCAUCACUGUUCGUCUCAUUCCAUCUCUUCGCUAUUCACCGACUUUGCUGCCUAUUGUGCCCCGUGAAAGGACUCACGAUUCAGUUGCUCGGGCACCUCUUUGUAAUCAUUCGUUCCUUAUUGCCGCAAACGGCGGAGUGGGGUGAUUAACAGAUUCAGCUAUCAAUCGGUACCGCUUUUGUGAAUCAUCUGUGAACACACUGUGUUUGCUCUCAUUUCUCGGGGUUUCUGUGAGGGAAAGGGUUUUAUUGUUUCAAGAAUCCAAUAGCAUUGGGAAAGGUUGCAGACUGUCUUUCGUUCUGGGAGCCGCAGAUCGAUCGGGUAGUUGGUGCAAGAACUGCUGGUGCGAAUUGUACAGAAUCUCACCUGAGUUGGAAGCAGCGCUCCUCCGAGAACUGAACUAUUACUUGUUUACCUUGUCAAUAUCAUCUCCCUUUGCCCUGGCUAUUUUUGACUUCUUGUCCCUGGAACAGAGUCAUAGCACUUGCGCCACAAAGUUCACCAUCAGCUUGACCUAACAAAUCUCACGACUGGUAUCGACUUCAUCCCUCGCCACUGGGCCUUGCCGCCAUGGCGUCCUAUGUGUAUUUCAAGUUCAAAUCACAGAAAGAACCUCAACGUGUAACAAUUGAUGGCCCACACACGGAUGUCUGGAACCUCAAACGUGAAAUCAUCAACAUCUCUCGCUUAGGAGACGGUACCGACUUUGACCUCAAGGUCUACAAGGAAAACAGCAAUGAAGAAUACACCGACGACACCGAGAUCAUCCCCAAAGAUUCGACCGUCCUGGCUCGAAGACUACCUGCCUCAGCCCCUGGAAAAGGUCGUGCCGCUCGUUAUGUCUCCGGAAAACCGCCCAUCAGUGCCAAACCCUCUACAAAUGCGUCAAAUCGGGCUGUGAAGAGGGUGGAUCUGGAUAAAGCAAUGACAGAAGAAGAGAGGCUGAAAGCAAUGUUGCAAUUCACCGAUGCCCAAUGGCAGCAGAAGCAAGAGGAGAUGUCGCACGAGGCUCGAGUUCCCAUGACAGGAAAGCCAUUCACCAAGAAAGCCAAUGUCCCGGAGGGUGAGCCUCCUCACGGCUACAUUUGUUAUCGUUGUGGCAAGAAAGGCCACUGGAUUCAGGCAUGUCCGACAAACGACGAUGUCAAUUACGACAACAAGAACCGUAUCAAGCGCACAACUGGCAUUCCACGAUCAAUGCUCAAAAAGAUUGAUCAGUCGGACGUCGACAAGCUGGAUGAUGCUGACAGACAAAAACUUAUGGUGAAUGCUGAAGGAGAAUAUGUCUUUGCGCAAGCAGACGAAAAGGCAUGGAAAAAGCAUCUGGAACUAGUCAAGGCUGCAGAAGCGGCCGGAAAGAAGGUACAAGAUGGCGACAAGGAGCUCCGAGAUCGAGGCCUGGAAUGCCCGAUUGACAAGCGCUUGUUUGUAGACCCAAUGAAGACACCUUGUUGUGGGAAGACAUAUUGUCACGAUUGUAUUGAAAAUGCAUUGCUUGAGAAUGAUCUCACAUGCCCGGGCUGUGAGACUGAAAAUAUCAGUCUCGAACGUCUGGAGCCUGACGAGGAGAUGAAGACAAAGAUCAAGGAGUAUGAAGCAGACAAGGCCAAUGAGAAACAACGAUCUAGAAGUCCCACUGCCACGGCAGAGUCAGCAAAGGAAAACGACUCGGCUGCUGGGUCGAGACCAAGCUCGCGAGACGGCAAUGGCUCGCCAGCGUCAUCAGCGGGACAGUCUAGGAAACGCAGCGCAAGUGAAGUUGAAGAAUCCAACACGCCGGGUAACCUUGACGUUCCAGCGAUGAAGCGCCAGAAAUCUGGGGACGCAGUAGCAUCGUUGACAUCAAACCCAGAAGCCGAGGUACAGAAGGAUGGUGACGAGCAAGUCGCGCCCCCUCACGUUCAGACCGACUUUCCUGCCAACAUGAUGCCUCCUGAUCUUUCACAGAUGCAAAAUGGCAUGAACAUGCCUAUGAUGCCCGGCUUCAACCCCUUCAUGAUGAAUCCAAUGAGCAUGAACAUGGGCAUGGGUAUGGGUAUGGGCAUAGGCAUGCCCGGGAUGAACUUUAUGAAUCCGAGUCUCAACAUGAUGAACGGGAUGAACGGCAUGAACGGCAUGAGUGGGAUGAAUAUGUUUCCCCAGGGGAAUAUGAACGGUAUGGGUGGCGGCUUUGGUGGGAAUCAGCAGAAUUGGAACAACACGAAUCAGAAUCAAGGUCCCAGCCAAGGACAGAAUUGGAAGAAUCGGGGCGGCUUCAAGCAGCGCGGCGGUUUCCAUCACCAACACCAAGAGCAAAAACAGCCGCCAACACAGCCUGCUGGCAUGGCGGGUGUGCCAACGGGUCCGAAGGCGAUGGGUCAGACGCAGCCGCAGAAUUUCUAUCCGCCUACAGGCCCGGCCGGCGCCAAAUUCUCGAACCAGCAGCGGCAUGUGGGCAAUGAAGAGGAUAAUGCAUAUAUGCGGCAGCCGGUGAAUCCUCAUCGGCACCAAAAUCGACAGAAACGGGCAAGGCAGGCCGAUUAUAGGGAGCUGUAAUCGAGAGCAGGGAAGUGACCAGACGAGAAGAGACGAUAGGCGUGGAUAUGGUUGUGGUGUAGCAAGGAAGGGCAUGAAUUUUGCGGCGACUGGAUGACUUGGAUGAUGCAGUAAUGCAAUCUUGCCUCGGAGAUUGGGGCAUUGUCGCUGUCUAACUUAGCUUAGUACCAGACAGCUAGCAUUCUACACAGUACGUUGAAUGCAUUCUACCACGCCUCUGUGCGGGUGGUUCAGACCAUGAUCAAAGGAAAUUACA